Messenger RNA from Jatropha curcas, 1273 nucleotides. It is a transcript of the gene PGL1, whose product is annotated as 6-phosphogluconolactonase 1. Gene Ontology annotation, biological process: carbohydrate metabolic process; pentose-phosphate shunt. The record is from RefSeq and is a predicted model, not a curated record. Lineage: Eukaryota; Viridiplantae; Streptophyta; Magnoliopsida; Malpighiales; Euphorbiaceae. Gene Ontology annotation, molecular function: 6-phosphogluconolactonase activity.
CUUCCCUCUGUCAAACCGUCUUUCUUCUCCUUUUACUCCUUCUUCUUUGUAAGCAUUUCAUUCCUUGGCUUUCUGUAUUUUAUACUGAUAGCAGUUGCAUAUACACAUACCUUUUUGAUUGCAUGAAAACUUCUUCUUCUUCUUCAUCUUCUUCUUCUUUUGCCCUUUCUGUUGAGGGAUGAUUCCUUUCACAUGUUUGUUUUCUAUAGUUAUUGCUGUAAUGGGCUUGAAUUUUUAGACAGUUUUAUGAUCUGGGAUGGCUCUUUCUGGGGUUCAUAAAGAUAGAGGAGAGUUGAGGAUUCAUGAAAGUUUGGAUGAGCUUGGCACUGAUUUGGCAGAUUAUAUUGCAGAACUAUCUGAGGCAUCUGUAAAGGAGAGAGGUGUUUUUGCCAUUGCCUUGUCUGGUGGUUCUCUCAUUGGCUUAAUGGGGAAACUUUGUGAAGCUCCAUAUAGCAAGACUGUAGACUGGGCUAAAUGGUAUAUAUUCUGGGCGGAUGAACGUGUGGUGGCAAAAAACCAUGCUGAUAGCAAUUAUAAACUAGCAAAGGAUGGCUUUUUGUCCAAGGUCCCGAUUGUGCCGAGUCAUGUGCAUUCCAUCAAUGAUUCAGUAUCAGCAGAGGAAGCUGCAAAUGAGUAUGAGUUUGUUAUUCGACAAUUAGUGAAAACACGAACAAUCAGUGUUUCUGAUAUUAGUGACUGUCCUAAGUUUGACCUCAUCCUUCUGGGAAUGGGCCCUGAUGGUCAUGUUGCCUCUCUGUUUCCUAGCCACUCUGUACUUGAUGCAAAUAAUGAAUGGGUUACUUUUAUUACAGAUUCCCCCAAGCCCCCACCUGAAAGAAUCACAUUUACCUUGCCUGUCAUCAACUCAGCAUCCAAUGUUGCAGUGGUUGUGGCAGGUGAGGGCAAAGCAGAGGCUGUACACAUGGCAAUUGAUGAUAUUGGACCUGACUGCCCAUUAGUGCCUGCUCGGAUGGUUCAGCCAACAAAAGGGAAGCUGGCGUGGUUUUUGGACAUGCCAGCUGCCUCGAAACUCAACAGCUAUGUAUUUUCUGAGUAGGAUCAAGAUUUCAUGGCCAAUGUGUAUGUUUGUAUGUAACAGAGGGGUUGAACAGAUGUGGAUCCUUUUCUCCCCUUGAUUUUGGGUUAAAUUCUCCAUUUUGGCUUUUAUGCUCUCUUCUCUGGAGGAGUUGGAGAAGUGUGAUUAUCCUUUUUGUAUGAAGAAUAAAAUUGGAGCCUCAGUGCAAAGGCAUUUCUCUGGUUUUGAUUCUUAUUA